AUGACCCGCGUCACGUGGGGCUGCCGAACGGGAGAUGGGGCGGCCGGUGGGGGGGGUCCGGAGCCUGCGCCUGGGUCCUGCGGCUGCUGCUCGGGCUGGCGGCCGGGCGGGGCGGCGCGGCGGGGCGGAGCGCGACACUGCCGGGGGGUGGGCUGGCGCAGUCCGGUCCGGUGGUGCCGGGUCCCUGUCCGGACACUGCCGGGGGGGGGGCUGGCGCGGUUCGGUCCGGUGGUGCCGGGUCCCUGUCCGGACGCUGCCGGGGGGGGCUGGCGCCGUGCGGUCCGGUGGUGCCGGGUCCCUGUCCGGACACUGCCGGGGGGGGGGCGUGGCGCGGUCCGGUCCGGUGGUGCCGGGUCCCUGUCCGGACGCUGCCGGCGGGGGGCUGGCGCGGUCCGGUCCGGUGGUGGUGGGGCCGGGCUGAGCUCAGACAGACGCGGGCUGGGAUCAGCCCUGCAGGCCCCAGGCUGGGUCCCGGAGCGGGGCCAGGCACCACGGGGGGUGGGUGCAGUUUGGGGGCCUGCUCCUCCCCUGACUCCUCCUGUCUCCCCCCAGCUCUGCAGCGUCUGCCCGGGCCCGGUGCGGAACGGCUCCAGCGUGGCCGGUUACUGCGCGGCGCGCCCGGCCUUGGAGCUGCAGGGGCGCUGCUGCCUCAGCAGGGAGCCGGAGCUGGAGCUGGAGCUAGGCAUCAUCGUGGGGCUGGAUCUGGGCAACUGCUCCCUGGUGUCCCUCUGUGCUGGGUUCCCAGAUGCCAGCACUGCUGUUGUCAUUGACCUGACUGAGAACCCCUUGGAGAACAUCCCCAACACCUCCUUCCAGGGCUUCACCAGGCUGCAGAGCAUAUCCCUGCCGCGUGCCCUGGAGUGCCCUGGAGGGAGCAUGGCCUGGGACCUCAACACCACCCAUGGGGACAGCCGUACCUGCCAGGGACAGAGGAACCUCUGCAACAGCUCGGGGGAGCUUGCCUGGCUGUGCCCAGAGAACUCCCAGUGCAGCCCUGACGGCCCCGGGCUCGUCCAGUGCGUGUGCUCCGGGCGCUACCAUGGCUACAAGUGUCUGCGUGAGGGCACCUUUCCCCUACUGCUCUUCUAUGGGACCCUGGGAGCCGUGACGACCACCCUGUCCCUGCUGGCCUGGGGCAGCCAGCGCCGGAAAGCCAAGGCCUCCUGAGCCCCUCCUGCAGGACAGGGAAAGGACGGAGUCCGGGCUGGAGGACCUGCACGGGGGCUUCUGCCCAGCCACUGAGCUCGCCGUGGU
Messenger RNA from Gopherus evgoodei (Goodes thornscrub tortoise), 1254 nucleotides. It is a transcript of the gene ATRAID, whose product is annotated as all-trans retinoic acid induced differentiation factor. Gene Ontology annotation, cellular component: intracellular membrane-bounded organelle. Gene Ontology annotation, biological process: positive regulation of osteoblast differentiation. The record is from RefSeq and is a predicted model, not a curated record. The transcript is spliced from 7 exons. The coding region runs from base 1 to 1167 and encodes 388 amino acids. NCBI's taxonomy places the organism in Eukaryota, Metazoa, Chordata, Testudines, Testudinidae.